Messenger RNA from Kwoniella botswanensis, 2214 nucleotides. RefSeq names its product gamma-glutamyltransferase. Bases 1 to 2214 code for a protein of 737 amino acids. Gene Ontology annotation, cellular component: plasma membrane; fungal-type vacuole. NCBI's taxonomy places the organism in Eukaryota, Fungi, Basidiomycota, Tremellomycetes, Tremellales, Cryptococcaceae. The record is from RefSeq and is a predicted model, not a curated record. Gene Ontology annotation, molecular function: glutathione gamma-glutamate hydrolase. Gene Ontology annotation, biological process: glutathione catabolic process. The transcript is spliced from 12 exons.
AUGACUUCAUCUUCCUCAGCGCCUUUUAGGCGAUCCGAAGAAAUCGGAGAGACCAAUCCUCUGCUCAACAAUCAAGGAUUACCGUCUUCAGAAGAAGAAGGAGAAGAGGAGAAUGAUAGACCAGGGAUAAGUAGGAAGACCUCACCAGUAUGGCAAUUCUGGAAUCAUCCACCGUUCAAGAGACAUGUUCGUUUUGCUAGCGAACCCGAUUAUAGAUCUGCGACGACAGCGACAACGGAAUACGAUGAACGCGAACACGAUGAAGAAGAGGGGCUUUUGCCCGUGUCGAUGAAUGGUUCUGGUAAUGUACCCUUGAAACCCCAUCAUCACCACCACCAUCAUCCAUUAUAUCAGAAAUACGGACAAUGGGCCAUGUACUUCGUCCUGCUGUUAGUAGGAGCUAUAAUAGGAGCGGUGUUUUCUAGGGAAUUGAUGAAGACGAAUACAGGGUUAGACGAUGGACCGAUGGUUCCGCCUGUAUGGUCAUUACCACCUCCAACCGGUCUACCUCGUAACGAUCCCUACCUCGUGACAGCCUCUAACGGAGCCGUCGCCUCAGAAGAUAAAACAUGUUCAGAACUUGGUCUAUCGAUACUACGAGAUAAGAACGGAUCAGCAGUCGAUUCAGCUAUCACCACUACACUAUGUAUCGGCUUACUCAAUGCAUUCUCAAGUGGGAUAGGUGGAGGAGGAUUUAUGGUGAUUCGCAUACCCCAUGAAUACAGCCAUACAUUUUCGGAGGUCGAUGAGAUGAUCAAAGAGGGUGAAGAAAGGGUGAUAGCGAUCGAUUUCAGGGAAACUAGUCCGGCUAAGAGUGAGAAAGGGAUGUAUGGAGCUGAGAAGGCUGGGAGGGUAGCUGCUCAGGUUGGAGGGUUAGCUGUGGGCGUGCCGGGGGAAUUGAGGGGAUUGGAAAUGGCUCAUAAGAUGUACGGGAAAUUACCUUGGAAAGAUGUAGUCUUGCCGGUAGCAGAAGUAGCCAAGGGAUGGAAAGUCAGUAGAGAAUUGGCAAGGAGGUUAAGACUUUUCGGCGAAUUCAUGUUACACUCACCUACCUGGUCUGCAGUCUACGCACCUCGAGGUCAACUCCUUGUAGAGGGCGAUUUCGUCCAGAGGAUCAAUUACGGUAAAACCCUUGAAGUAAUCGCUCAAAAUGGUGUAGAUGCUUUCUAUGAGGGUGAUAUCGCCGAAAGUAGUGUGAAGACUAUUGGUAAAGCUGGAGGGAUCAUGACUCUGGAUGAUCUCAAGAACUACAAAGCUAGAGCCUAUCCUGCUAUACACUCUUCAUUCAUGGGUAAAGAGAUAUACACUACGGAUGUUCCUUCAUCCGGCGGUAUCCUCCUAGCCUUUUUGAAGCUUCUCGAACCAUACAAUAUCCCCCUCACGGGCGGACUGACCAACCCUCUCAACGUCCAUCGAUUAAUCGAAGGUAUGAAGUUCGCUUUUGGAGCACGAAGCGAAAUCACAGAUCCGGCACCUCAAUUCGGGGGUAAUCUGACGAGGUUCAGGGAGUUCUACGAAGGUGAUUGGGCGGACGAGAAAAGGGGGAUGAUAUCCGAUAAUCAAACUCAUGAAAUCGACUAUUACGGCCUCCAACAUGAUACACCUAUAGAUCACGGCACGACCCAUCUGAGCGUAUUGGACAAAUGGGGUGGGGCGGCUAGUGUAACUUCUACUGUGAACCUCAUUUGGGGAAGUCACGUCAUGGAUCCUAAAACAGGUAUAAUAUUCAAUGAUGAGCAGGACGACUUUGCCGUACCCGGUGCAGCAGAUGCGUUUGGUCUCUGGCCCAGUCCAUGGAACUAUCCUCAACCUGGCAAAAGACCCCUCUCUUCAACAUCCGCCUCGAUCCUCUUGACUCCCUCCACGUUCUCCAAGCCAUCCUCGAUAUACGCUAUAAUAGGAGGAUCAGGUGGAUCCCGAAUUUUCCCCUCGGUAGCUCAGGUUCUCCUCAAUCUAUUCUCAGGUAUGGAUAUAUCGAGAUCGAUCGAGGCGUACAGGGUACAUAAUCAGAUUGUUCCUCCCUUGACUACUGUCGAAGUUGGACCUGAAGGAUCACCUAAGGGGUUGAUAGAUGAUUUGAAGAAUAGGGGUCAGGAGAUUGGUGAAUUUGAUGUCAAUAUUGGUAUCUCAGAAGUCCAAGCGAUAGUAGUAGAGAAUGGUACAAUUUACGCAUCGAGUGACUCGAGGAAGAAUGGAGUAGCAGCUGGGUAUUAG